UCUUCCUCUUGAUUCCAUAUGCCAGCUCCAAUCACUAGAAAAGCUCUCAUUCGGGUUCAACCACUUGCACGGUCCAAUUAUGGACGACUUGAAAAAUUGUGUCAAAUUGCAAUACUUGGAUUUGGGCAACAAUUUGUUCACAGGAUGGUCGGUUCCAGAAAUGUCCUCUCUAAGCCAAUUACGGUAUCUACAUCUGAAUUUGAGCGGAUUUUCCGGGACUUUCCCGUGGAAAUCACUCCAAAACAUGACCGGUCUUGUUUGGCUGAGCCUCGGAGACAAUCCUUUUAAUCCUUCUCCAUUUCCAAACGAGGUGUUGCUGCUUACUAACUUGACUUGGCUUUACCUAUCAAACUGCAGCAUCCAAGGUACAAUUCCAGCAGAGAUUGGAAACCUUAACGAGCUAAUCAACUUGGAGCUUGCCGACAAUAACAUGACGGGGAAAAUCCCAGUUGAGAUUGGGAACCUAGUCAACCUGUGGCAGCUUGAGCUCUACAACAAUUCAUUCGCAGGAAAACUUCCUAUCGGUCUAAGAAACCUCACAAAGCUUGAAAUGUUUGAUUUUUCAAAUAACUAUCUUGAAGGCGAUCUAUCUGAGUUGAGGUUCUUGAAUAACCUGGUUUCUCUGCGACUAUAUCAAAACGAGCUAUCUGGCCAGGUACCGGCCGAGUUCGGCAACUUCACGAAGCUUGUGGACCUUUCUCUGUAUAGAAAUAGCUUCACUGGUCCGCUGCCUCAUAACCUUCUCUCCUGGGCUAAAACUAAUUUCAUCGAAGCCUCUGAGAAUUUCUUUACCGGUCCAAUUCCACCAGAUAUGUGCAAGCAAGGUACUAUGAAGUCGCUUAUCGUGUCUGAGAACUAUCUCACCGGUGAAAUGCCAGCAAGUUAUGCCAAUUGUUCCACUUUACGUCGUUUUAGGGUCAACAAUAACUCACUCUCGGGGAAAGUUCCUAUUGGAAUCUGGGGAUUACCGAACAUGAACCUAAUUGAUAUCUCGUUGAAUGAUAUUGAAGGCCCAAUUACAUCUGAUAUCAAAAACGCCAAGUCUCUUACAUACUUAUUUGCAGGAAACAAUCGCUUAUCUGGUGAAUUACCCGCAGCGAUUUGCAACGUUCUUGUCUUGAAAUCCAACAAAUUCCAUGGACCUAUAGGAAAUCAUAACACUAGUGGGGUGUUUUUCUUUAAGCUAAGAAUUCUUGACUUAUCUCACAAUGAGUUUACAGGUCUUUUACCAAGAAAUUAUUUUGAAAAUUUCAAUGCCAUGAUGAUUAAUGAUGAAGGCAGACUUGAACCGCAUUAUAUGGGUGAAAGUUAUACGACGGGUUAUAGUUGUAAGCGUCAAAGUUGUCAAUAUCAAGAUUUCGGUGGUGGUGACAAUGAAAGGGUUGGAAAUUAAACUACAAAGAAUCCUAACCAUCUUCACAACAAUUGAUUUAUCAAGCAACAAAUUCCAAGGAGUGAUUCCAGAAGUACUUGGAAGGCUUACAAUCCUUCGACUGCUCAACCUUUCCCAUAAUAGCCUAACUGGCCAUAUCCCAUCAUCGUUGGCAAAAUUGUCAGCACUUGAAUCCUUAGACCUUUCUUCAAAUAGCCUCACUGGAGAAAUUCCUUUGCAACUAACAGAUCUAACAUUUUUGGCCAUGUUAAAUCUUUCACAAAACCAGCUUAUUGGACCCAUACCUCGAGGCAAACAAUUUGCUACAU
Molecule: messenger RNA, 1701 nt
Organism: Quercus lobata
Lineage: Eukaryota; Viridiplantae; Streptophyta; Magnoliopsida; Fagales; Fagaceae
Product: receptor-like protein kinase 7
Exons: 2
Coding region: 80-1393 (437 amino acids)
Molecular function (GO): protein binding
Source: RefSeq, a predicted model, not a curated record